AUGUCAAAACAUCUCACCAUGAAAACAUAACCUCGUCGGUCACUGGAUUUCUGCUUUGCGUCUUCCUAAUCAGUUCGAGUUAAUUAAAUAAAAAUGAGGUUCCCGCGAAUUGCAGAGAAAAUUAGGCAACUCACGCUUCCUUCAACGGAUGCAAAGUACAUGAUAAACAGAAACCCGCGCAACCUGGAACUGCUGCGGAUCGCCUACAAGCCAGAUGGGUACCAUCUCGACAAGCCAGGCCGCAGUUUUUGGUACAAACUCGAAGUAAACCCAUCAGGACGCUAUGUGACGGCUCAGGUGAAGCAUUUCGAGUCGGGCCCAGUGGUAACAGCGAGCACAUCAGAGUGGGCGAUCAAGAAACAGUUGUUCAAGACAAAGGACACAUCGGCCUACGUGAAUCUGGCGAGGGUCCUUGCUCAACGUUGCCUCGAGUCAGGACUAAUCGAAAUGCGCUGCGACAUAACACCCAACCCAAACAGCAAAUUGGACAAAUUCCUGAGAACCCUUGAAGAAAACGGUCUGAAACUGUCCGAACCGGAGCGCUUCGAGGCACCUCGCCCGUGGAACCGACACCGUCCGGAGAAGCCCUGGGAAGUCACUGAGUGAAAACACCCGAACGUUAUUGUAAACUUUAUUUAUUUUGUCUUAAACGCAAAUACAUUAAGAUGUUGCAAAGUUAGACUAAAA
Messenger RNA from Hermetia illucens (black soldier fly), 687 nucleotides. It is a transcript of the gene mRpL18, whose product is annotated as 39S ribosomal protein L18, mitochondrial. Gene Ontology annotation, molecular function: structural constituent of ribosome; 5S rRNA binding. Gene Ontology annotation, biological process: translation. Bases 94 to 606 code for a protein of 170 amino acids. Gene Ontology annotation, cellular component: mitochondrion; ribosome. The record is from RefSeq and is a predicted model, not a curated record. The transcript is spliced from 2 exons. Lineage: Eukaryota; Metazoa; Arthropoda; Insecta; Diptera; Stratiomyidae.